Brassica napus (rape) is the source of this 1346-nucleotide messenger RNA. RefSeq lists its product as uncharacterized. Bases 69 to 1049 code for a protein of 326 amino acids. Lineage: Eukaryota; Viridiplantae; Streptophyta; Magnoliopsida; Brassicales; Brassicaceae. The record is from RefSeq and is a predicted model, not a curated record. The transcript has 2 exons.
AAAACCGUUAAUUAUUACUUUACUAAUUUUGGUAUGUUUCUCCACUAGUACUCUCUCUCUCUUCAUCAAUGGCGUUUCUCUCCUCUUCUUCACCGACGAUGCAGAAAGGAAUAUUCGUUAGCGUUCCGGUACUUGUCCUCUCCGUGUCCUUCGCAGCUGCUGUCAUCUUCCUCCUCACCUCUUCUCUCUCCACCUGCUCCUGUCCUUCUUCUGUAUCUUCUCCAAACGACGUCGUUGGAAGCGUUAGUGACGUGAGAUUAGAGGAGAAGAUAUCUACGACGCGGGAGGAUGUAGAGUGGGUUAGAGAUCUGAUUAGAUCCAACGGUUUGCAUAUGCAGAAGAAUGAGCUUCGUAAAGGGAUCAAUCCUCGCACUAGAGAUCAACAACUCGCAGAUCUGAUUCAGUACAAGGGCAUAUCCCAUUACGAAGGAGACAACCACACAGCUCUUCCAUGCCCCGGUGAGUUACUAGUCGAGCAGCACCACAGCAACUACGGCGAGCCGUGGGCAGGUGGACGCGACGUAUUCGAGUUCUUAGCCCAAUCAUCCAACCUCAAACCAAACUCUCGCGUCCUCGAAAUAGGCUGCGGCACGUUACGCGUGGGUUUGCACUUCAUCCGCUAUCUCAACCCCACACACUUCCACUGCCUCGAAAAGGACGAGCUCUCUCUGAUGGCUGCUCUAAGAUACGAGCUCCCUUCUCAAGGUCUUCUCCACAAACGGCCUCUUAUACUCAGAGGCGACGAUAUGGAGUUCAGCAAGUUUGGGUUAGAUACAGCUUAUGAUCUGAUAUACGCGAGUGCGGUGUUUCUCCACAUGCCUGAUAAGCUCGUGUGGACUGGUCUCGAGAGGCUGGUGGAGAAGUUAAAGCCUUACGAUGGGAGGAUCUUCGUGUCGCAUAAUGUUAAGUUUUGUUCGAGGUUAGGUGGAGACGAGUGUGCAAAGAAGCUAGCGAGUUUGGGGCUUGAGUAUCUUGGUAAACAGACGCAUGAUAGCUUGUUGUUUAAUCAUUACGAGAUCUGGUUUGGGUUUAGACGGGUGAAACAAUAGAUGUUACAUUCGGUUUUGUUGACACGUCAUUGAUUAGGGACUUUUAAGGAGCCUUUUGAGAUUGUUUUUUUUUUGUGAAGAAAAGGAGAGAACGUCUAGAGAUGAUGUGGACUUACAGAGAAGGCUCUUUAUAUCAUCAUUGCUUCUUUUACCUUUUGUGUGUUGUGGCUAGAGGGAUACAUGUAUUGGUUAUAUAAUAGCCAAAUGGGUAUUUGUUUAUUCUGUAACUGAGCACACAAGAGACAAGUUCUCUCUCAUAUUUUAGAAGUUGUCAAGUACAAAGAAGGCUCUUCAUCA